This is a messenger RNA of Carassius carassius (crucian carp), 6995 nucleotides long. RefSeq names its product histone-lysine N-methyltransferase SETD5-like. NCBI's taxonomy places the organism in Eukaryota, Metazoa, Chordata, Actinopteri, Cypriniformes, Cyprinidae. Gene Ontology annotation, molecular function: protein binding. The transcript is spliced from 25 exons. The record is from RefSeq and is a predicted model, not a curated record. The coding region runs from base 618 to 5165 and encodes 1515 amino acids.
AAACCCUGUACUAUGGUCGUGUGUAGGCUUCGCUGGGAGCCGCGGUCGAUGCCGGUGUAUAGAGGGGGAUGGGCAAUACUGCAAAUGUAAAGGACAUGAGAUUGAAUCACAGUCUAGAAUCACCAAGUGCUGUACAUACCAAUAUAAAUACCGACUAUAAUUAUGUUAAAUAACAUUGUAUAUUGAUGACAAUUGAACGUGAACAUUUGAAGACCGUACAAUGUCUUAAAUUGGAGAAAAUGUGAAACUUUCAACUCUUGCCUUGCCUAAGGGACACUGAGAAGUUUGGAAGACAGCCUGAGAGCCUCGCGGUUUACAGUUCACAGGAAACACCGAGGUUGCAAGAGAAGGCCUGCUGUUCUGCCUCGCAUUGAUGUUGGGUUUUUUAAAAACACCAGACGUCUUUAAUAGGCAUCUGAAUUUCAAUUACGCUGGAAGGACGCUGUAGGUCUCCUGAUGUGCAUGAUGUGGUAUAGCAGCGCCCCAUCUGAGGAGUGCUUCACUGCUGCCAUUAGGAGGCCUUGAUUCUCCUCAUCCCUCCCCUCUCCCUCCCCUCACCCCCUCCCCGCCCCCCAUCCCCAUCCCCUUCCCUUCCCUGCAUUGCUGCGCUUGACGUCAUGAGCAUAGUAAUCACACUGGGAGUCACCACACCUGAGACACCUUACACCGAUAUGGCCGCUGGAUCAGAUCCUGAGUCAGUUGAAGCGAGCCCAGCAGUAAAUGAGAAAAACUACUCAAGUCGCAGCUGUGGGAAUACACAGAGUCAUGGAUAUGGGGGCCUUCCCUAUGCUAUGCAACAGUCUUCUGUUGUGUGUUGUCAGGAUCAUAACUAUGGAGCUCCACCCCCUCCCACCCCUCCUGCCUCCCCACUCUCCCAGACCGUUUUCUCCCAUAUGGAACGCAAUGGCACACUGGGACGAUCGCGACCCUGUUUCUCCCUCAAUGAUCCAGACAACUCUGCUGACAGUGAGAGCUCUUCGGAGGAGGACGAGGUGGUGGAAGGCUCAAAUCCACCUUCUUGGUGUCAGUGCCGUCCAAUGCAAGAUGGCUUCCUCAUUAAGUGUGAGAGAUGCAGGGGUCUGGAGAAGAACCAAGGGAUGGAUGGGCAGCGCAGAAAAGCAGAGAAUGUUUCAGUUGGUGAGAGCAGUGCUACAGAGAGUGGAGAUGAGGACAUGUCAGCCUCUGCUGUGUCGUACACGGCCACUCAACACACACCCACUAGCAUCACUCUCACUGUCAAAAGAGUUAAACCCAGCAAAGUUAAGAAGAGAAAGAAGAGCAUAGAGAAAACACGCACUACUCCUAAAGCCAAGAAAGUUAAGGCUUACAGAGAGGGUUCCAGAAAAUCCAUGAGAAUGAAGAACUCUGCGUCUGAGGCUAGUGUUCUGGAUGAGAAUACAGCAGAAGGAUGGGAGACACGAAUUCGCCAGUGGACGGACCAGUACGAGGAAGCUCUGUCUAACCAGUACAGUGCUGAUGUGCAGAACCUCCUCAAACACUACUGUGCUAACGGCAACUUGUCCCCCAAGCCAUCUACUGUCGCAAUGGACACCAUUAAUAGAACAGAACUAGCCUGCAACAACACUGUGUUGGGCUCGCAAAUGCAGUUACAGCUGGGUCGUGUAACACGUGUGCAGAAACAUAGGAAGAUUCUCAGAGCUGCACGGAAUUUGGACCCUGAAACACUCAUCAUUGAGUAUAGAGGCAAAGUCAUGCUCAGACAGCAGUUUGAAGUCAACGGACAUUUUUUCAAAAAGCCAUAUCCAUUUGUCCUGUUUUACUCCAAGUUCAAUGAAGUGGAGAUGUGUGUGGAUGCCCGAACAUUUGGCAAUGAUGCACGGUUUAUCAGAAGAUCAUGCACACCCAAUGCUGAGGUGCGGCACAUGAUAGCAGAGGGGAUGAUUCACCUGUGUAUCUAUGCUGUUGCUCAAAUCUCAAAAGAUUCGGAAGUCACGAUUGGCUUUGACUAUGAGUUUAGCUGCUGUAAUUAUAAAGUGGAUUGUGCAUGUCAUAAGGGCAAUCAGGACUGUCCUGUACAGAGACACAAUCUCCGCCCCGUUCAACUGCUAUCCCCUCAGUCUUCAAACUUUGCCCUGCCUGGAGCAGAAACACGGAGGAGAAGAGCCAGACGCAGAGAGAUGGAAGGGGACAGGCUCAUAACCAGUGUUUCUGAUGAGAGCAACCACCUGCUGGAAGAUGCAAACGAGACACAGGGAGUCAGUGAUACAGAGGAUGCUCUUAUGGACAGAGUGAAGUUGGAGAAUGGAGAAGAGGAGUUAGAUGAGAAUGGAGCUCUUACACCAAACAGACGUUCUCGUGAAGAACGAAAGGCAGAGGCCAUAAUGCACAUGUUUGAGAACCUUGAGAGGAGAAAGAAACGUGGUCAGGGUACAGCGCAGGCUACACCUGAAGAAACCAAACUGGAUGCAGGGGAGGCAGAAGAGCCCUCACUUACAGCAGGAAACAAUGUACCAAAUACAGGAACAGGUGGAGGAGUCAGUACAAGGCGCACCUCCUUUGCUGCUGUGGAAACAACAGAUAUUGACUCUGAAAAGCCCCCUGCUACACCCAGUCCUGCCCCUAAAGCACAAACCUCCCGCAGUUCCAAACCUCGUCCUAACAGCCGAAUCUCAAGGUACCGCUCCAGUUCAGCCCAGCGUGCUCGGAGACAGCGGCAGGCUCUUUCUCAGCAAGCAGCCGAGGGAGUUGUGGUGGGCGGUGAAGAAGGCAGUGCAGGGGCAGGCCUCAGGGAGCAGGGCCAGGGAGAGGGAGCUCCAAACUGUGGGAGUCUCCAGGAUGGAGAACUUUGUGGUGCCACCUCUUCAGGGAUGGGUAAUAAGACAAAUAUCAGAUACCCAAAAACUAAAAAGUACCUGGUAACAGAGUGGUUAAAUGACAAGGUUCCAGAGCGGGUGGAGGAGUCUGUGGAACGCCCCUUACGCAUCACCACUGACCCUACAGUUCUGGCCACCACCCUCAACAUGCUGCCAGGACUAUCUCAUUCACCUCUCAUCUGUACUACCCCCAAACACUAUGUUCGUUUUGGUUCACCCUUUAACCCUGAAAGACGCCGGCGACCUUUUAUGAUUGACCCUGCAUAUGGUUCUUGCAAGAAGAGGUGGAUGAAACAAGCGCUGGAUGAAAGCAUGGUAUCUGGUCUGUUGGAGGAUGGAACAGAAUCCAAUUCUUCCCACAAGAGUACCACCAGCAGCUCUCAACCGUUUAAACCUGAGCUGGCAGGACCAAUUAAGAAGAGGAAAUUGAAGUGUUCAUCAGAAACAGCAGCUUCACCUUCUGAGCUCUUGUUACGACCAUUGUCCCCCAUCACCCCACCUCUGCCCUCUGAACUUCCCACAACGCCUCUUCAUUCGCUUAUGACUCCCUGCUCGCUUUAUUUAGGUGGGGAAGUAGAGAAGCUGAAUGCUACCAUGUUUUCAUACUCUCCUCUCACAUCCCGGACCACCAGCCGCUGCAAUACACCUCUACAGUUUGAGAACAUCUCUUCUCCUGAGGCCUCUCCUGUGCACAGAUCAGAAUCUCUGACUCCAGAACCCUGUUUGCGACCUGAUUUCACUUCACGGGUCACUGCCUUCCCUGACUUUCCCACAAGCCGGGGAAGCCCUGCUCCGGUGUCAGAUGACUUCUCACUUGCUGCUCCAGACUCUCUGAAUGGAUCUGGUGGUGGGACUCCCCGCAGCUCAGCUGCUGUGUCCAGUCUAUGUGACUCUUCCUUGGUUUCACAUGCCAGUGAGGCACAGACCAGAGAACAGGCCUUUAGGACAGAAUUUAACCUCAUUUACACAUGCUCUCCCCUCAAUGCCAAUCUAGCCACAGGUCCUAUUAGUGACAGACACUUCCCACAAUCAGAGGGCGGUUUGUCCACGGCUGACUCCGACUUAAGCACAAUGUGCACCCAGGGGCUUCUGAUGGAGGCGGGGUCUGGCUCUCUCUCAAUGUAUCUAGACACACAGUUUGGAGGUGGAUAUUCAGAGAGCAGCACAUCCCCCCAACCUAGCAAUCCACCACAGAAGAAGAAGAGGGUCAUGGUGAGUGCUGGUAGUCAGCUGGCUGGCUUGCCUGGGUACCAGGCAUUAGCUGUAAGGGGCCAGUUCAAGCCAGGGCAGAACAUGGUGUCUCUGCUGGAGUACAGGGAAAGAAAGAAAGGGCCACGUGACCCAACGACCCAGCGACCCACAGCAAACCUCAGCUCCAUUUGCCCUCAGACAGAGUCUCCAGGACAGCCGCGCACUCAUUUUCAGCCUUCAGUCUCUCAGAGCAAUUCAUUUUCUCCAGAAUGCCAAGCUUUUCCACACAUAGAGGAGGUCAGUCCUCCUGGCAUCAGGUCUGGAAACCACACACAGACCACAGUGCUGGGCGGACCAGAGUCCAACCACUGGAUGGUCUCUACAUCAGUUGAGCGGUUGAGGGAGGGACAGGGUGCUCUGGAGCGUGUUCUGAGGGGUAAUCUCAACAUAGAGCUUGCCCUUAAAAGAGCAGAUGUGGGAAUUAAUGACCAAAUCAGCAGUCAUGACAAGAGCUCUGAUGCUGUUGAGAUGGACAUGUUCGAUCUUCAAAGCUCAUCUCUGACUUCUCCCUUAAAGAGUCCUUCUCUUCACCCACAUCAGCAGAUGCUGCCUCUCCUGCCAGAAUCCCAUCAGCAUUUGGAAAGCCCAGCCUACGACCAGCAGAGCUCCUCUUCUCCAUUCUGUCCGUCUGUAAGCCCCUCCCCUCCUCGCUGCAGCUCUGGGGGCCCAGGUUACUAUUCUUCAAAGCUGCCCACACACAUCCCACUUACUCAAGAAAGCCCGUCCUCUUCUACAGUAUCAAUUUCCUCAGUGGACUCAUCAUUGUGUGCGCCACAUCCUCACAGCAGCAGUGGAGGUGGAAUGGACACCUCAAGCCUUAAAGCUAAACUGUUGGACAGCACCCUGUCUGCUGCUCUCUCUAUACCCGCCAGAGGCCACCUUAAAAUGGACAACGCAGCAGUACCACACACACAAGGAGCUCAUGGCUCCAGAUUGGCCCAGUCAUCCAGAGUGCACAGCCAGAGAACAGACAAACCCAGUCAGGCUAACUCGAGACAUCACACGGCUUCUGGGGCACAGCACUAUCCACAACGAAAUCUACAGGGUUCAGGGGUAUGGACACAGUCAGGGACCUUUUAGGACCCACAGUGUGAGUGUGUGUGUGUACAUGUCUGUAUGUGUGUGUCAAAAAGAGAAGUGUGUAACAUCCUCCUCACUUUUUCCUGUGGAGAAGCUAUGUGUUGUUAGAGGGAAUUUGAUGUAUUGAGCUCUGUAUGGAUGGUCUACUUUUUUCUCUUUACUUCCCCCCCAGUUCCUGUUAUCUUUUUCCGAAAACUGAAUUUCUGCAGUUACGUGUAACUUAGUGUGGACUUCAUAACAAUCAAAUCAAUGGAACAUUAAAGUAACUAGUUUGGAGUAUAUAACCAGAUUUAAAUGUAUUUUCAAAAGUCACCCAAAUGCUACAAAGAUGAUCACACUGAGGUAUUUAAGAGCACUGGUUAAGCACCCGUGUUGAAACAAAACCGUUUCUCUAAAAUUAAGUGUUCUCAUGUUUAAGACUACAAGUGAUCAUGCUGAUCUUAGAUGAGUUUCAACUUUCAAGUCUAAUGAAUUAUACCAUGACCGUAUGAAAUGGCAUUCUUUCUUUAAAAUGCUUUGCAAGGUUGACUCUGAUUAGACUCUCCAGUUAUCAGUAGUCGUCAUCAGAACAGUCGGGUAGUGCAUUCAUGGAUGGCACGCUUGGCUCAGGAAAAUGUUUAUGAAUGCACAUGAAAGCAAUUCUUAGUGAACAGUGAGUUAUUUCCUCACUCUGAAUCAUUCCCUUGACUAGCGAUCAUUAGGAAUUCUCCUGUUAGUGUCAUAAAAUCACUACUCACUUGAUAUAUAAUACUUGACAAGCAGAUCUUGGUGCUUCAGUUGGUCCAGUUGAACUGUUUUUGUUUCCCAGUGUGCUCACUGUUUUCUCUUUAGGUAAAAACAUGCAAUUGCCAGUUCAAACUUUGUUUAAUAACUUUUUUCCAAUGAUUGUUACAGGACUUUGCCGAAAAGAUUUUGCAGAAAUGUUUUCGUUUAUACUCUGUUAAAAGUAUGUGUACCCUGCCCAAGCCCUUUAAUCGUAAGUGUAUACUUUGCUGCUUUCACUUCAUUCUCUUGAAUUUUCUCUCCUUGACCAGUCUUUGCAUUCCAACCACCAUUUUCAAAAAGAGAGUAAAGAAAUGCUGUGGCCAGAUGGUUUGAUCAGUAAAAAAGACAAAGCAAGUUUGCUGCUGCUGCUGUGGUCUCUAAAAUGUAAUUGUUUCCCCCCUUUUUAAUCACAAAAAGCUGCUCAUGGUACAGCCUUUUUUUUUUUUACAGAAUAGGCAUAGUGUUGUUCUUCCAUUGGAUGACAAGUCAUGUGCAAUGAUGACCACAGUAGUGGGAUAUUGACCCCACUUCAAACAAAACCGAUACCCCUGUUGCAUUUAGAGAAUCAAUGUUGUCUGCUUGGUGGAUUUAUUCUAAUGUGGUCCAGCAACAAAAAAGAUUAAGUCUGUUUUUGUUUUGCCCUAAUGUAAAAAGAUCUUGAAAUGAUGACAGGUAAUGAGGUCAGCCUUAGCUCACAGGUUUAUAUGAAUGUCUCUUGAAAAGGAAAAAGAAAAGACUGUGACCUGAAAUUUACCAGCACCUUAACUACAACAUUAUGUGUACUCGGCUGAAGUGUCUUUCUGUUCUCAGAGAAAUAUAGUACACCAAAUUUGCUGCAUGAUAUUUCUUUUAUGUGUCAUUGUUACAGUCUAGGGUUGGGUUUUUGGGAUCAGGUUUUGAUUGAGAUUCACCUCUUCUUAACCCCACAAACAGUUGGCACUUUUCUGGCAUCCAUAGACAUAUUUUUGUUGUAUUUUUUAACCUAAUUUGAACCCUUCCCUUUUUCAUGACAUAAAUGCAUCACAUUUUGCUUUUUAAAUAAAAGGUUUGUGAACAUUUUUUAAA